CCUACUGUCUUAUUCCAGGGCGGUUUUAGGUGAAAUCCAAGGGAUCCACGCGCCCCACAUCUCCAACAGAAUCCCUGCAUGCCGUGAAGUCUCGCUCAUUGCCUUCCUGGACAUGUCAUGUCCUACGAAAGGUCUGUGCACGUAGCAGGUCUGUCUCAUUCCAGCCCCUUUUCCCGCGGAUUUACUCAACCUCAUUACCCCAGAUUCCCUUUCUACCCCCAUAUUUUCCACUAAAUGUGAUCCACCGAUGAAUCCACAAACCCGACAGCAGUAGGACAGCCUACAGUAGAACGAUGAGUAACCAGUUACGAACCGACUCCGCGACGACGCCGGACCGCGAGAAUAAUCCCGAUCCGGUCUUGACAUACCUACAGCUUUACGCCGACCUAACAUACAAUGUCCUCAUCUGCUGUAGACCCGAAUGCCGACACGCUAUUUCACCAGACGGAGCCCAGGUUACUGCACACUUAUGGAACAAGCAUAGUGUCCCUUUAGCGGAUCGCUUAGGACUUCCAGAACAUAUACGCGAUCACUACUCUUCGGUAUUCCAAAAUCCCUCAGACGCAGCUCUGCCGCCCUGUGGUUCCAAACCCCAUCCGGAAGUCCAGACCUACGAUGGCUUCAGCUGCCGCAAGUGCGUCUUCUUCACCAUGAGCUUCCACGAGCUUACAAGGCACCUCUCUCAUAACCACCUCGACGGGCAAACGGCGACCCGACCACGGAUCGGCCUACUCUACGACGAUGUCUACCUGCAGUCCUGGGGGGCCGGGCCGAAUCGACGAUAUUGGAGUGUUACAGAUAGGAAGGGAGGUACGGUUCGUCCAGUGCCUGGCCGCCUAGCGGAACAGAACCCUCUCGAGACACCCAAACGACCUACUUUCUCGGACUACGAUUCGGCACGGAAAGAUCCAAACGACAGACGGACUGCUAUCUCACAGAGCAAGCCAUGGCUAGAUCGGACGGGCUGGCCGGAGAUCUUCGAG
Messenger RNA from Microdochium trichocladiopsis, 983 nucleotides. RefSeq lists its product as uncharacterized. The transcript has a single exon. The record is from RefSeq and is a predicted model, not a curated record. NCBI's taxonomy places the organism in Eukaryota, Fungi, Ascomycota, Sordariomycetes, Xylariales, Microdochiaceae. The annotation marks the transcript as partial.